This is a messenger RNA of Arabidopsis thaliana (thale cress), 1207 nucleotides long. RefSeq names its product aldolase like (gene ALL1). NCBI's taxonomy places the organism in Eukaryota, Viridiplantae, Streptophyta, Magnoliopsida, Brassicales, Brassicaceae. The transcript has 2 exons. The record is from RefSeq and is marked reviewed. The coding region runs from base 474 to 977 and encodes 167 amino acids. Gene Ontology annotation, molecular function: catalytic activity.
GAUCACCGAAAAUUAGAAUAUGGUUUUACCAACCCAAUUAAAUUCUCAAAUUAAUUGGAAAGAGAAUAAUGUUGACAACAACAAAAAGGAAAUAAAUCGCAUGCAAUGAAAGGAAUGAAUCUUCUUCUUCUUCUUCUCUAUUAACGCUUCUUCUUCUUCUCCUUCUUCAUCACCCUCCUCCACUUCUCUCAGUCACAAUGGCGACCAAAAAAUCUCUGAAAUCACGUCUCCAAGAUGGAGAAAAGCUUCUCGGCCACUUUCUUCUCUCCUUUUCUCCGGAGCUUGCAGAGAUCGCUGCAAGAGCUGGAUUUGACUUCAUUGUCGUCUACCUUGAGCACGGUGCCGGCGGGAUUCGUGAAGCGCUUCACUGCAUUCGAGCAAUCGAAGCCGCUGGUUGCUCCACUGUCCUCCGUGUACCCGACAUUAGUCAGGCUUGAGCUAAGAAAGCGUUAGAUCUCGGACCCGACGGCAUUAUGUUCCCAAUGGUCGAAACCGGAAGAUCUGCAUCCGAGGCGGUCUCGUUUUGCCUGUAUCGUCCUGACGGUGUUCGCGGCUGUGCUUACUCCGUUGUGAGAGACUCCAGCUUCGGAUUUAACGAAGGGUAUUUGGGUAAUUACGCUGAUAAGCUCUUCAUUAUGUGCCAGAUUGAAUCAGAGGAAGGUAUGAAAAAUGUGAAGGAGAUCAUAGCCGUUGAUGGGAUGGAUUGUGUGAUGAUGGGGCCGAGAGAUCUGAGUGCGAGUUUGGGGUUACUUAACGAUCCAGGAAACCCGAAGGUGAAGUCGGUCAUGAGGGUGGCUGAGACGGCGGUGUUGGCCUCUGAUCCGGCGAAUGGUGGAGCUUACUUGGCAGGGAUGGCCACGGCUCAGGACAAAACCGGUGAUCUCAAGGCACGUGGGUAUCACGUGGUGCUCGGGUCAACCGAUGUGUCGCUGUACAAGAAGGCUGUGGUUGAUGAGGUCAACGCUUUUAAAGCGUAGUGUCGGAAUUAGAUUAGAGUCUGAAUAAAACGGGAAUUAGAGUGCUUUGUAAUAAGUGAUGAGUUUAUGUACCCCAUGAUUAUCUUCUACUUUGUUAGUUAUGUCUACUACUUUGUUAGUUUUGACUUUUGAGCAAGUCUUGUUAAGAUUCGCAUUAUCCAAAAGAAAAUUUAAAGCCGCAUUAACAGUGUUUAGCUCUGGUGUUACUAAAGAAAAAGUGAUUAUGCGGG